AUGACAUCAAUACAUUCCUUGGUUUCAUCUUCCAAAUAAUAGGAGCUUAAGAAGAAAAGGUCUUCAUAAAUUUUGCAAAAGCCCAUAACCAAAUAGAAAACUUAGCUUGUUAAAUGGAGUAAAAGUAAUUACGAUUCAUUAAUUUAGCUCGUCUAAAUCAAAUAGAGGAAGGGAAUUCUUUAUACUAAAUUACUUAUUUAUAAAGAAUGGUAUAAUCAUAAAAAAGAAAUGGAUAUUCAUGUCGAUCAUUAGGAGCAUUAUUGAUCGACAAAUUUUUAAUGAAGGGUAAAAUUUUAGAAAGGAAAUAUGAUAAAGAAUUCGUUGAAUAUAAGUUAUCAUUUUUUGGUCAAAAUACUGGAUUUUAGGGAAGACAUAAUUUAUAAGAUGAUGAGAUGAUGAAUUUUUACAAUCGAUUACCUUAUGAAGUGAUAAAUUAAAAUAAUAGAAAUAUAUUUGAAGAGAAUAUUAAUAAACCAUAUGAAUGUUUGAAUUUUCUUUUUAUAGAUGGAUAAUUGGUUGGAAUAAAGAAAAAAAUGAAUUUUGAUUUUCUAAGAAUGAUGGGCAUAAAUGAAGAAAUUUUAGAAGAUUAUAUAUCAAAGGAAGAUUUACUCCCAAUAUGUUGGGACAUUUCUAAAUUCGUUAAACAAAGUGAGGGAAUUUUCUAUAAUUCCAAUUUAAUAAAUUUUUAAGGAGUAAUUUUCAGUUCCUAAAUAGAAAUAAAAAAGUUCAUAUAAUCAGAUUCUUCUUAAGAGAUAUCCAAUUAAUAUAUUUAUUAUAUUUAUAAUUGUGAUAGAUGUUUAUUAAAUGUUAAUAAACUCGAAAGAAAUUUCUUAAGUUAUUUUAAAUUAUAAGAAUUACCUUUACCUUAAUAAAUUUCAAUACAUAAAUCAAGAAUAAUGAAACCAUGUCUUGUAAAGCCGAUAAUUCAUUUGAAAUGA
Messenger RNA from Paramecium pentaurelia, 938 nucleotides. The record is from the annotation of a GenBank genome assembly. NCBI's taxonomy places the organism in Eukaryota, Ciliophora, Oligohymenophorea, Peniculida, Parameciidae.